Molecule: messenger RNA, 2327 nt
Organism: Syngnathus acus (greater pipefish)
Lineage: Eukaryota; Metazoa; Chordata; Actinopteri; Syngnathiformes; Syngnathidae
Gene: slc25a20
Product: solute carrier family 25 member 20
Exons: 10
Coding region: 129-1034 (301 amino acids)
Biological process (GO): mitochondrial transport; carnitine transmembrane transport
Cellular component (GO): mitochondrial envelope
Molecular function (GO): O-acyl-L-carnitine transmembrane transporter activity
Source: RefSeq, a predicted model, not a curated record
CUGGAUUUGCUGUGUGUUACAGCCAAAUCCGUCCGGGUCCAUAUGUGGGUGAAAGGUUCAGCGGUUAGAAAGCGACUCAAUUGCCAAAGAUUCCUCUCGUAGCUGCGUCCGACUAGCAGAAAGUCACAAUGUCAAAACAGCCGCAGCCGAUCAGCCCAAUGAAGAACUUCUUCGCUGGCGGUUUCGGUGGAGUCUGCCUCGUCUUUGCGGGUCACCCCCUAGAUACUAUAAAAGUGCGUCUCCAGACUCAACCAAAGCCCAAACCAGGGGAGAGCCUCCUCUAUAAGGGGACAAUGGAUUGCUUCAAAAAGACCUUAGCUAAAGAGGGAGUAAAGGGGCUAUACAAAGGCAUGGCGGCACCCGUCAUCGGAGUCACACCCAUGUUUGCUGUCUGUUUCUUUGGCUUCGGUUUGGGCAAGAAAUUGCAACAGAAAAGCCCUGAUGAUAUCCUCACGUAUCCACAACUGUUUGCUGCAGGCAUGUUGUCCGGCAUCUUCACCACAGCCAUCAUGACUCCUGGCGAGCGAAUCAAAUGUCUACUGCAGAUCCAGGCUUCGUCUGGGAAUGUGAAGUACGCCGGGCCGAUGGACUGUGUCAAACAGCUCUACAAGGAGUCGGGCAUCAGAGGAAUCUACAAAGGCACUGCGCUGACUCUCAUGAGAGACGUUCCUGCAAGCGGCAUGUACUUCAUGUCCUACGAGUGGUUGAAGAAUCUUCUCACACCGGCAGGAAAGAGUCAUAACGAACUCAGCAUUCCCAGCGUGCUGUUCGCCGGAGGGAUGGCAGGAAUAUUUAACUGGGCCGUGGCCAUCCCCCCCGAUGUGCUCAAGUCUCGUUUCCAAACAGCGCCUGAAGGAAAGUAUCCCAAUGGCGUCCGGGAUGUUCUGCGUGAGCUGAUCCGAGAAGAAGGCAUUGGCUCCUUAUAUAAAGGUUUCAAUGCUGUCAUGCUUCGAGCUUUUCCUGCAAACGCUGCUUGCUUCUUAGGAUUCGAACUCGCAAUGAAAUUCCUGAACUGGCUGGCACCCAACAUGUGAUGGAAUCGCUCUUGGAGUGCAUUAAGUAGUACACACACACUAGGAAUUUAUAAUUUUUCACCGAUUUCCAAUUCUCUACUUGAUUUUGUCUGGGAAGUGUGGAAGUGAGUUUUGGAGCAAAUCUUAUUUCCUCAAAUGGUGGCCCCAUCCUGAUAGAUGCUGUGUCUCAGUUAAUUAGUGUUUGUCAUUUACUUGAAACUAUGAAUAUGCUCUUCUCCAUAAUUCCUCCUUUUUGGUAAGGUGGAUAGCAACUGUUUUUAACUCAGAUCUUAGACACACAGGCAUUAAAGGACCCAGUUGCUAAACAAAACAGCAGCACCUACCAAAGCACGAAGACUUUUCCUGGGUGUCACUAUGUGGUUUUCAAGGAGGUCUUUCUACUGUACCCAAGAUUUGAUUCAUAUGUGUAUAACAUUUUAAUCAAAUAAUUAUGAUCUGAUGAAAUAAUUGUGACCCUAACUACAUUGUCGGUUGUGUGGAAUUGUCUAUUAAUCAUGUCUUUAAUUAUCUGUAAUGAACAUUGUAGACGUCAACAAUGUUUUUAUGAGUAUUUGUAAUUCCAUUUGUGAUAUCUACAAUUCAGUUCCAGAUAUUAGCAAGUUAAUUAAGGUGUCUGAACUUGUAUAUUUAGCAAGACUGUAGUUGUGGAUAUCGGAAAUGUUCUUUUUGACUAGACAAAAGAACUGCAAAAAAAAUCCACAUGGCACAGCUCCCUGCAUUAUUCUAUUGAAUACAACAUUGGCUUUGAAACGGGAGUUCAGAACACUCCAGAUAAAUUCUCCCAGUCCAUUAAAAAACACAUCUAAAAUAUAUAUAUUCAUGAAUUCUUUAUUUUAUUCAUAGUUGAGCAGGAAAAUGUAUGUUAAUGUAUUGAAAAAAAUCUCUCUAGCCACUAUAUGAGGAAAUAGUCUCACUCCUGUUUUUAAAUGUUUAUUUUCUUCUGCGUCUUUUUUUUUUUUUUAAUAGAAGGCAGUGAUGGAGUGAUCUGGAUAUUUUGUGCCUUACCUCUCUGCCUUACGUGAACAUAUCAGGGAAAAAGGUGCAUUUGUUUUUGUACCGUGCCCUCACGUUUGCGUCAAUGUCUCAGUAUGUUGGAUGGGACUUUCGUGCAAUUGUGGACUGUGUGUAGUUUACUUGCCGUGCGUACGUAAAGUCCAAAAAGGAUUUGGCCUUUUGUUUCACUGGGAUGUGUCCAGUGAGCAGGCAUUCAUUCAUUGGGAAAGGUUUAGGUCGAUACUUUCCAACAGCCUGGGUUCAAUAAUGAAAUCAAUAAAGUGAAUGUGACGAAUGCAA